AUGCCACUUUCGCCUCCUCCUAGCAGUCAGCCAACUAAACCGAAAUCUGCAUUAGAUGUCGCAGUCAACAAAUUGGUUAGAGCAUCCGUAGGCGGUGUUCCUUCUACCAUUUGUGACGAGGACUUGGACAAGUAUGUGGCUGAAUUAAUAUUGAAAGAGGCUUCAGAGAAGAAUAAGUUAUAUAACAAAGAGGGGAUUAGAGCAUAUCUGCCGAACGCAGGAAGUCCACCUUGCAAUGCCCCAAAGGCGAACAAACGAUUUUUGUUUAACUUUGUGAAAAAUGUAGACGAUCAUAAUCAGGCGUUGAUAAAAAAAACCGAGGAAGAGGCGGCAGCCCGCAUGCGCAGACUAAGGCGUAAACUACGAGGUUUUCCGGAAGAUGACGAAGACGAAAAAUAUGAGAGCAAUAAGAAUGAACAUAAAGGGUCAAGGUGGGACGAUCAUGCUCGUCGUGAUUACAAUGAUUCCAAUACCGAUUGCGAAAGCGAUGAUGAUGAUUAUUCGGAUAUGGAUACAUCGUCUUCGAGUGAAGAAUAUGUGGGAAAAGCAUCUUUAGCGGGCUCUUCUGCGAGCAAUAAUACGAUUAUACACAAAGGACGUGGGGAAGUCAGUGAUGGUACAAAGAUGGAUAAGUAUUUUCGUGAAGAUUAUAAUCCUGUGAAUGACAUUGAACCUUUUAUUAAGGAAAAUGGGUGGAGGUUAUCGCCGGGAGAUUGGGCCGAGUCAUAA
Messenger RNA from Acaulospora colombiana, 729 nucleotides. The record is from the annotation of a GenBank genome assembly. Lineage: Eukaryota; Fungi; Glomeromycota; Glomeromycetes; Diversisporales; Acaulosporaceae.